Messenger RNA from Aspergillus wentii DTO 134E9, 1053 nucleotides. RefSeq names its product protein ergS (gene ergS). The record is from RefSeq and is a predicted model, not a curated record. NCBI's taxonomy places the organism in Eukaryota, Fungi, Ascomycota, Eurotiomycetes, Eurotiales, Aspergillaceae. Gene Ontology annotation, molecular function: aminoacyltransferase activity. The transcript has a single exon. Gene Ontology annotation, biological process: phospholipid homeostasis. The coding region runs from base 1 to 1053 and encodes 350 amino acids.
AUGGGCAUGCUUGAUAGAAGCUAUAGCUUUUUCGUGAAUAAGAAGCGCACUGGAGCCCUUUCGUUUAAAGUGCAAAACAAGGUGGCAAUCGUCACAGGUGACCCACUGUGUGAUCCAGACUUGUUCACGGAGCUCCUCGCCGAAUUCGAGGAGUAUAGGAAAGGGCGCCAUUAUGGUAUUGCAUACCUAGGGGCCAGCGAGAUCUUCGCCCAUUAUGCCAAGCAGCGGAGUUGGACGACUUUAGAAUUUGGCAAAGAGCGGGUUCUCAAUCCGAUGACCAAUGAUGUUUUAUUAGAACGGAGCGGGAAACGGAUCGUUGUACAGAACAAGCAGCUAUUGUGCCGGGAAAAAGGUGGAAUCGCUAUAGGUUUGUAUGUGCCUAGGCGUGGAGAAGAUCCAGAUUUACAGCAGGAGUUGGUAGCGAUUUAUGACGCGUGGAGGCUGAGGCGCAAUCAAACAUCGUCGACACAGGCCUUCAUCACGGUCUAUGAUCCCUUUUCCCUCCCUGACAUGAUGACAUACCUUUACACACGAGGACCAGACGGGGCAGCCAACGGGUUUGCAGCACUUCGGAAAGUUGGUGCCAAUGAAGGAUAUCAUAUCGACCCCUGCAUUGCCGCUCCCGGGGCGCCUAGAGGGAUCAGUGAUUUGCUGGUUUUUGCGGCAAUGGCAUUUUUGAACCACGGAGGUGUUUCAUAUCUCAGUCUAGGAUUCGAGCCUCUGGAUAAUUUGGGUGAGACAACAGGCAUGUCUCGUCCACUUGAAAAUUUCACUCGCGCUCUACACCGCCGCACCUUCCGACGGUUACCCGUCGAAGGAAAGAAAGCAUACCAUGACAAAUUCAGGCCUGAUAAGUCACAAGAAUCAAGUCUGUAUCUGAUAUUUCCCACUGGAGUGCUCAGCCCUCGUGCGGUGGUUGCGAUGGCUCAUAUGGCUAAUAUCAGUAUCCGCAAGAUAGUGCUUGCAGAGGAGAGAUCUUCCCGAAACAAGCAUUCGCAAGCCAAGCAAGACCAGAUCAGGGGAGGUUCUCAAGAAACCCGAGACAGAGGCUAG